Messenger RNA from Diorhabda carinulata, 1694 nucleotides. Its product is annotated as cyclic AMP-responsive element-binding protein 3-like protein 3. The record is from RefSeq and is a predicted model, not a curated record. The transcript is spliced from 3 exons. Gene Ontology annotation, molecular function: RNA polymerase II cis-regulatory region sequence-specific DNA binding; DNA-binding transcription factor activity, RNA polymerase II-specific. Bases 82 to 1692 code for a protein of 536 amino acids. Lineage: Eukaryota; Metazoa; Arthropoda; Insecta; Coleoptera; Chrysomelidae. Gene Ontology annotation, cellular component: nucleus. Gene Ontology annotation, biological process: regulation of transcription by RNA polymerase II.
GUAAUGACGUAUUAGUGACGUGUACAGUAAUAAUGCUUCUAUACAUCAAUAUGGGUGCAUCGUAUUAAAGUGAUAAAAAUAAUGAAUAUCAACGAUUUUUUGAAUUCUAGCGGCGAAGAAGGUAAUAGCGAUAUGGAAACAAUGGAUGUGUCGUUAAGUGGCGACAAUUCGGAGCUCAUGAGCUCCGAAUUUUUCGAUUCAGUACUAUCAUUGGAAAACAAUAUGGAUGAUGAGUUUUUCCCAAAUUUUGAAGAUGAUAUUAAUGUUUCCAGCGAUGCCAGUUCUAACGUCGACGAAGUCCUAUCGCCGCGAAGUUUUUAUUCAGAAAGCGAUAAGAAUAGUUCUUGUAUAGAAGGUUAUGAUGAUACUAGCACUAUACUGGGAAAUAUUGAAGGCUUUCAUGAAUUAAUGUCCAUUCUAGAUCCUACACCUGAACAACCUGUAAAAGAAAUACCUCCAGUCACUGCACCUAAUACACUCCUUUCUAAAUUACCUACUCAAAUUCUUAUACAAAAUCCAAAUAAUAAAAAAUGUAUUUCAAAGCCUAUGAUAAGUACCACUAAUAGUCAGCUUAAGAAAAACCAAGUGAAAACCAAACCUCAAAUACUUAAAGUACAACAAAUUUCAAACAAUGGUACUCCGGUUUUACUGCCAUUGAAUAUAAAGAGUAUUAAAAUUCUGAAUAGUGCUGCGGAUGUUGCUGCUCUUACUAGUAAUGUAAGAAAACGAAAAUUUGAAACAAAAACUGAGGAAAGUUCAAAUGUUGUUAGUUCCACAAACCAGUAUCCACCCUUGAAUCUUACUAAUGAAGAAAAGAGGCUAUUAGCAAAGGAAGGUAUUAUUUUACCUACUCAUCAUCCACUUACCAAAAAUGAUGAGAGAGAACUAAAACGGAUUCGUCGAAAAAUAAGAAAUAAAAUUUCAGCUCAAGAUUCUAGGAAGCGUAAAAAAGAAUAUGUGGAUAGCUUAGAGGAGAGAGUCAGAAGAGGGUCCGAAGAAAAUAAAAAUCUUUUACAGAGAGUGAGAGAUCUACAGAGACAAAAUAAAACUUUGGUAGCUCAUGUCAAUAAGCUACAAGCAUUGAUAUGUAAUUCUACAACAUCUAAAGCAACCCCAUCUACAUGCCUAAUGGUUGUUCUUCUUUCUGCUCUAUUGGUAUCUUUGCCGAAUAUGAAAUUAUUCGAAAGCAAGAAUUCAAGUCAGAUACAAAAUGAGCAAGAACAAGUGGCUGUUAGAAGAUCUUUACUUUCUAGCCCUCAAGCUGCAGAAGAUUUGAACAUGGAGGAGUUCUUGAUUUUCAAGGAUGAAGAGGAGUUUGAUGGUAAACUAGAUGAACUAGAUAUGGAGAACUCCACUGAACAGGAAAUUACAAAAAUUCUGGAAAAUGUAGGGAAAAAAUUUGAUGGAGUACAAUCAGAGACAAAAGAUUCUCUGGGUUUGUUUGAUAGAAUCAUGGAUACUGUUAAAGGUUUUCUCAAGAAGGAAAACAAAAAGGAUUUAUUUGGUGCUUCAGAUUAUGGAGGGUUUCAAAAAAAAGGUUUUAUAGAGCCAGAUAUCGACGAGUAUAUAUCAGAUGAUGAACCAUCUCUAAAGCGGAAUAAGUUGGAUGUGAAUUCUAAACCGCAUAAUGAGAAUGUUGUUACAACUACAAUUAAUACAAAAAAAAUCGCUAUUAAUACAAAAGAAAAAUGAAA